This is a messenger RNA of Saccoglossus kowalevskii, 552 nucleotides long. RefSeq lists its product as uncharacterized. Gene Ontology annotation, molecular function: tRNA binding. Lineage: Eukaryota; Metazoa; Hemichordata; Enteropneusta; Harrimaniidae. The record is from RefSeq and is a predicted model, not a curated record.
AUGGCUUUGCAUAGUGGUAUAGUGAAACAAGUUCAAAAACAGAGGGAGAAGAAAUGUGAUGUACGAAUACUUGAUAUGCGCGUUGGUCGUAUUGUUGAUGUCAAAAAACACCCUAAUGCUGACACAUUAUACGUGGAAGAAAUUGAUUGUGGUGAAAGUAGUCCCAGAACUGUGAUAGCAGCUGACGUGGAACGUUACACAUUAGAACAGAUGACUGAUCGCCCGGUAGUCGUACUGUGCAACGUCAAACCAGCAAAAAUGCGUGGUAUUUAUAGUAAAGGCAUGUUGAUGUGUGCAGUGUCUCAGGAUAAGCUAGAAUUAUUGGAACCACCAGAAGACAGUGUUCCAGGAGACAGGAUAAGCUUCGAGGGUUACCCGUUGGAUGCGUAUCCUACAAGAUUGCUAAACCCAAAGAAGAAGAUAUUCAGGAGAGUUCAGCGAUAUCUUUGCAUUAACUCGGAUGGGAUUGCAACAUACAGGGGCAUACCAUUCAGUGUAACUGGGAGAGGCGUGUGUACCGUACCAUCGUUGACCAAUGCAGAGAUCAAAUAA